UCGGAACCCGAGCCGGAAAAGCAAACAUUUCAGUUGCCGUGCAGCAGAAUAAACACCUUUCCACGGCACGACAUUUAUUCUUACAAGCUCGCGCCUUAAAUGAAUCCAUUCAAAAUAGAAGCGGGGAGAGCGAGGUCAAGUUCAGCAGGGGAGGAAGGUGCAGCUUCGAUGACAGCGUGAUGUAAGCGUGUGGGCACAGCGCAAGGUGUGAGCGCUGGGGAAUGUAAACCUCAUCAUGAGAAGAUAACAAUAGUUCCUCGAGCUGUAUCACACUGACUCAGGCCUCCAGCUGACACAUGCAGGACGGCUGCACAGUACAGCUUUGUGCACAGAAAUAGUCUCAUUUUCGCACACUAACUGAAAUAAUGCACCACACGCUGGCAGCCCCCCCACCCUCCCCUCCCUUUAAUUAAAAUUUAGGCUGAAAGACGAAAUGUGUGUUGGUCACUGACUGUCUGUACCCACCAGCCAUGACGCAUGACAUCACUGGGGGUCUAUAUUCAGUGUGCUGCAAAAGACGCAGCUAACUUUCCGUACUUUGUGAUUUUUGCACCUCCCUUUGGCACUCCAUGUGUGGGACUUCUUCCUCCACAACACAUUUACGCUCAUCACUUCCUCACUCCUCCUUCCCUCCUUCUCUCCUCUUCUCAUCUUUCAUUUUGCCCCUGUCUAUAAUUGGAUUCUAUUUUCAGGCCGCUGUAAGUGUCUAUGUCUCUUGUGUUUGUGUCUCGCACCCCAUUUUCUCCUCCAUCGUCACCCUCUUCUUUUUUCGUUGCCAUCUCCCUCUCCCUUUUUCCUCUUACCAUCUAAAGCCACUCUGCAUGUUCUCUCUUUAUUUUUUCCCUUGUUCUGCCCUCAAAACAUUGAACUCUUGCAACACCUUUCACUGACCUUUUUAUCCUUUUAUUCGUGACUGUUAAAUGUGAUGUGUGUCGUGCUAAAAGCUUUAUGCAAAAGUGUGUUAGGUGAAGUAAUGCAAUGCGGAGUAAACUCCACCUAACUGAUGUGAAUAGCUCUCUCAUGACCUAAUUCUGGUAGUCUGGGUUACACAGCGAUCUGAGAAAGAGGAGGAUAUAUUUAGGGAGUAGAAGAAACUAGAAAAAAAAGAUGAUGACAUGUUUGUGACAAUAGAGCCGACAAAACAUACAGUAGCGACGAAGUAUGUAUAACCAACUCAUGCAAAAACCAUCAUAUGAUGUGUGACACAUCUUUAUGUUGUUUGUGACGUUUUAGGAAAGGCAGUGAGCCAAUUAAAUAGCAUUUAUUGAGGGGAGGAGUGAAAAACGAGAGGCCGGCAGAGGGAGGGAGUCGUGCUGUAGAACUUGGUUGGCUGUUCGGAUGUCUCUAGAGGUGCGCCGCAUAUUUAAAAGACGAAAAAGACUUAGAGAGAAAGGAGGAGAGUCUGUCAGGGAUGGGAAAAAGUUGACUGACGAGUAGAGGAAAUGGUGAUCUCUCAUCAGACCAAAAAACCCUCGCCGACGAGGCCAGGAAGCUGCAAAGCCACGACCCACCCGUCUCGACGCGGUCACGUGGCACAGAGCCGGUCCACGCCCGUGCGGACAGUGCACAUCCGACCACUGGCACCGCGAAACACACCCUCAUGCAAACAGCACGCUCAAACCGCGCGGACGUACAGGGUGCACACACGUCUGACUCAGACGCACAAGACUACCUCACAGUCUACACACUGCUGCCCGGCGCGGCCCCAUGAGCAGUACACAGCACACAGCGAUCACUCAGGCUGCACCUUCUACUGCUAUUUCUGCUACUGCUGUUACUGCUGCUGCCUCACGUUGCUCUCUUUCUCUCUCCUCCUCCUCCUGUCUCCACCUCCCAACACUCCUCCCUCUUCCUCUUUGUCCUCUAAUACCACUCUUCCGCCUUCCUCCUCCUCCAUCCGUCCAUCAUCAACUUCCUGUUUGGAUGAACUUUCCUGUAUUUACCCUGAUGUCAACCUGACUUCUCCUGCUGUGCCUCCCUACUGCCCUGUGCCACCUUGUCUCAUCCCUGAUGAUUCUUUGCCUUUCUUCUUCAUCUCAUCACCUGACAUCACCACUCCUGACCAACUCACCUCCUGCCACGGCUCCUCUUCUAAAUCCUCUUAUUCCUCCUCUACCUCUGACUCCUCUGCCCCUCGUCAUCAUCCUAUUCUGUGCCGGCCGUGGCCUUCUUCACGCUCUCUUUCCUCCCUGCUCCUCUGCCCUCCCAGCUUUGGGGAUCCAGUCUUAUCCUAUGCUUCCACUUUGGAGCACAUACCCUCCGGGCCGGCCCGGCCUCGGACGCUGCUGCGCCAACAGAGCCUUCAGCAGCCUCUCAUCCACCCGUCAGGCCCUGGUCUCUGCCAUCCCCCCACCACAUCCCAGAGCUUGGGACAAUUACACACUGCACCUGGACAGCCUGGGGGAGGCGGGGGUGCUGGGAGAGGAGAGGGAGGUGGCAGCAGUGGUGAGGGUGGGGGUGCAGGUACACGAGGUGGUCCCCGGGGUGCACGGGGCGGCGCAGCAACGGCAGGUGCCUCUCGCUAUAGGGGAGGUGGAGCAGGAGGGCGCUCGCGUGCCAACCCGGGCAGCUGGGAUUACAUGAUGGACCAGAUCCGGAAUCGUGGGCUGGAUGUCAAGUCCUUCCUUGAAGGAAAGCUGGUGGUCCUGGCUUUGGCCAUUGGUGUGGCAGAGCAAGAUGACUUUGCCAAUAUCCCUGACCUGCAGGAAACAGCGCAGGCAGCACCACCACCACCAGCCAAUCAGGAACCGCCCCCUGAGAAGAGAGGCAACAAGCCAGCCAACAGCCCCAAGGGCCAACCUCCUGAUGCUGACGGCCACUCCUCUGUAACUGACCUGGCCAACUCUCUCACUGGAGACAUGGUGAUGCUGUCUCCAGGUUCGGAGGAUGAUGAAGGGCCCAUCAGUGAAAAGCUGGGCCGGAUCCAGUUCAGCAUAGGCUACAGUUUCCAGAACACGACCCUCACUGUCAAAGUUCUCAGGGGCCAGGACCUCCCGGCCAAGGACUUCUCUGGCACCUCCGACCCCUUUGUUAAAAUCUACCUACUGCCUGACAAAAAGCACAAGCUGGAGACCAAGGUCAAGAGGAAGAACCUCAACCCCCACUGGAACGAAACCUUCCUGUUUGAGGGCUUCCCUUAUGAGAAGGUGAGAGAGCGCACUCUCUACCUUCAGGUGUUGGACUAUGACCGUUUCAGCAGGAAUGACCCCAUUGGAGAGGUGUCAGUCCCCCUUAAUAAGGUGGAACUGGGCCAGUUAAAGACCUUCUGGAAGGAGCUGAAGCCCUGCAGUGAUGGCAGUGGGAGACGAGGAGACCUGCUGGUGUCUCUCUGCUAUAAUCCCACCGCCAACACCAUCACUGUGAACAUCAUCAAAGCACGCAAUCUCAAAGCCAUGGAUAUCGGGGGCACCUCAGAUCCCUAUGUGAAGGUGUGGCUGAUGCACAAGGACAAGCGUGUGGAGAAGAAGAAGACGGUGGUGAUGAAGCGCUGUCUCAACCCCAUCUUCAAUGAGUCCUUCCCCUUUGACGUGCCCGCCCAUGUGCUGAGGGAGACUACCAUCAUCAUCACCGUCAUGGAUAAGGACAGACUCAGCCGCAACGAUGUUAUUGGCAAGAUCUACCUAUCGUGGAAGAGUGGACCAGCGGAAGUGAAGCACUGGAAAGACAUGCUCGCUCGGCCGCGCACUAAUGUCGCCCAGUGGCACGCUCUCAAGGCCUGAUCGCACCACCCAGCUUCCUCCAUGGCCCCUUCCCGUCUCCUAUCCCUCCCUCCUCCUCCUCCUUCUCUCUCUCUCCUCUCUAUCUCUCCCCUCCUCCCACUCCUGUCCUUAUGCACAAGACUGACUUGCUGCCAGGCUGCGAAACACGGGUACAAUUAGCCAUCUGCUCUCUUAAACCUUUAAAGUCCUUUUCUCUUUUCUUUCAAGGAUCUCAAAUUUUUUCUCCCCGACCCGUCUCUUCUGUUCCCUCCUCUCAUACAGCUCCGUCUCAAUUUCCGUGUCUCACCACUUUGCCAAUGGUUCCCCUGUUUCUGACUGUCUGUAUGUCCGUCUGUCCGUCCUUAUGCACUUUGCCUGUGGAGGUCUGAUAAUCAGUUCCUUUGCCGAUCCCUUAGUUUUGAACUGCAUUGCAGCCCCUGACCCAUACAAGGUGCCAGUCCCGUGGGAUCACAGAGAAUCGUCAGUAAUGAUCUAAUCUCAUAUAAUCCUGUUGUAUGAAUAUUCCAGGUAUACAAUACUAUACAGUAUGUACUGUAUGUACAUAUACAUAUGAAUAUAUUAGGUGUAUAGAUUGGCAGAACUCCCCUAUACACAUGACUAGUAUACAGUAUGUUACUCAUAGGUCGCCUGCUGUUUCCCAUCUCUUCCGUCUCUUCAUUUGCCGCCUCGUCCUUGUCAUCUGUCUCAAGAGUACUAUAUUCCCCCUCCUUUUCAGUCCUUCCUCCUUUUUACUCAAAAGUGGUUUAAUGUUCAGCUGAAGUUGUUGAAAGCAAUCAAUAUAUGGUGUGUAAUGAAACCAGCUGAGCUCAAGAUGGAAUUGUUGAUACCGCUGUCUCUUCUCUCCUCUUUUUUCUUCCCUAUGUCCCUUUUUUCCUCUCUUCUUUUCCCCCUUUAUUGUUCCCAAUUUCUCUUCCUCUGGCACAAUAUUAGCGAAUUCCUCCCCCACUCCCCCUUUCUGGACGUCCCUCCCCCUCUUCCUCCUCGUCGUCUGUGUGCUGUGGGUGCUGUGCUGUAGCUCCGACAAAAAUAGAGAUUAAAAAUUUAAAAAAUAAACUGAACUUUCCGAAGCUGGGAAAGCAGGGACACGAUGAACUUGUGAAACGGAGCGCUCCUGAUUUUUUCCGGACAAAAAAGCCCCGACACGGAGAGAGAGAAAAAAGAAGAUGAAAACACAAACAAGCAAACAGAUCCUUCCUCCCCCUCAAGAUACUAUGAUGUCAUUUUUCACAGCAUCACCAACUGAGGAAACGAGUUUAAAAUCUUCUUCCAACGUUAAGAUGAGAGCAGAGGCAAGAGGCCACGUUUGUGCAGUUUGCGCACGUGCACGUGGGUUUGCCUGUGCACACUUCCGUCUGUUUAUUGAUGCUAUGAAUUCUUUGUGCUGCCCCGUGCUCUUGUUUUGCGCUGACGGGGGGGACGAUCUCCGUCCGUUUUGACUGUGCGCUGUGCUGCGGUGAUGUGUGCCUGUUGGUGUGCGUUUGUUUUCACAGGAGCCGUUCUGUAGAAAUCUUCUCUUUUCUCUUUCUCAUGUUGCGCUCUUCUUGCUCUUCUUACUGCCAUUGUUUCCCCAUCUUCUACUGCCCUGCCUUCUGAACGAGGGCACGGGGAAGUUCUAUCUGCACUUUUUGGAAAUGUAAUAACAAUAAUAAUGAUGACGAUGAUUAUAGUGAUGGUGAAAAAUUAAGGGAGGAGUGUCUGAAAGGGCGAGCAGAAGUUGGGAGAGGUGACGUCUUCUCUGUGAUUUCAGGGCUUGGAGAUGUAGGUCAUAGAGGAUGCAGGGCUCUCAUCCUCCUCUUUUUGUUCUUUUUUCUCGAUGUACGUGCACGCACACGUGCAUGUGUGUGUGUGUCAGCUACCACACUCCUGGUGGCAGACUGCUGGUGUCUGAAAUGUCAGGCCAGGAUGGAGAUAUCAGGCUUUUCUUCUUGUCACGUGGAGGCCGGCCAGCACAGCAGUGCUAUUUCACAAAGCGUCGAUCAACAACAAGAGCGUGAUCAGAGCUCUAACCGACAGUCUGUCCUGUAUUCCUCGCCUAAAAAUGCUGAACAAUUGUUAGGCAUCUAAAAACAGUAAUUUCGAUGUGCAUUUUUCUGGUUUCCACACUGGAAGAACAUUAAUAAAACAAUAAAACCUUCUUUGGGUUUUUGUUGCACUUCAAAGGAAAAAUGAGCAAGCGUGUAUCGCAGACAAUAGGUGUGAUAUUAGACAAUGGCCUGAUCUGCCACCGCGAGAUACCGUAGAAGCAGAUUAGACAUUAUCUCUUCGCUGAGUGCUAGAGAGUACCACAGAGUGUACCGUUGCCCUCUUUGCCCGGCACAUUCAACACAGCUCGAUAUUUCUGUAACGUAAAUAAAGCAGCAGCAACUGGAAAAGCUGUCAACCAUUAAGAGCUACUUAAAAAGAAAUCUGCUUUCGUAGUGUGCUCUCUACUACAGCCUGCCUGUUUGUUUUCUCUUUGCAUUCAUGAAGUCUUGACAAGCGAAUCAUGUCACCUGUUCCUUUCUUUUCUUCCAGCGGCUUAAUUUUCUAAAUGAAAAUCAUCAUUUCAGGAAACUCGCAAGUUAAACAGACUUAGCAAGUAAAUAUAAUCAGUUUGUUUCUUCGCUGGAAUAUAACCAUUUUCAUAAUGCAGUGUGAGUAGUUUUGAACUAACUCGACCUCAUCAAAAAAGCUGUGGGCCCUGCAGUGGAUUUUAUUUCCUUGCAUCAUGCAACAAUUUGACAGUAUCUUGCAUUUCGGCGUUUAUUUUCAGUUAUGCCAACCCGUUCAACACUUGAUAGACAGUAUGAAUUUGCAGUUGUGUAAGCGUGCGUUGCUUCUUGUCCAGUAGCUCUCUAAGCUGGUCUUGGGCAGCGUACGGUGUGCUCAGUGUGUUCUGGGUAGUGUGGUUUGCGUGAGCCUCAGUGCUGGCUGCCGUGAUGCGCUGAUCCAGUCCAGCAACCUUCAGAACAAUUGGCCAGCCGUGGAACAGGGCCCACUGUUUUGACAGCCACUGCCUGCAGUGUCACAGCACAUUACACUCCCAUUAGGUGGUCAGAAAGGAGAAAUAUCUGCCUCCUUGGACCUGAGGGACUCACGAUUUGCAGAGGUAUCAUUUGCUAAAAAUAAAAGAAAACGUGGCGGACUCUCAUUAGUUACCAUGUUUGUGAUGGACAGGGAUAGAGCUCGUCGGUGAAAAAAUGGAAAUCAGUGGGUGAUCGCUGCUAAAGCUGUGAAAACCACACGUGCAGGCGAUGAGUCAACACAGUACCUCUGCUAUUUCCUUUUGCCAAGAUUCCUCGUUGCUUGAAAAGUGAUAAAUUGCUAUGCUACAGGGGUUUACAAAGCUUAGUCAUCAGUGACCCUGUAAACUUGGGGAUACGGCUUUAUUUUUAGAAACAUGAGGCACCGUGUAAUGCCUCUGAUCCUGACAGGUAGGACUGGAAGCUGAAAGGAUACAGGGUCAAGCUUUUAAAACUUACAGCUUUUGAAUACAGAUUAUUUCUUACAUGGAAAUUCAGCAUAUGACAUUUUCUCUUUUCCUCAAUUGGUGGGCCAGCAGAUAAUUAGCUAGAGACACUUUAAUACUUUCUUUGAGCACGUGUUACCGAGCGAACCGGAGACGUGAAAAGCUCAACAUGCAGUUUAGUCAUUUUGGCUCUACUUUCUCGUUUGUUUGUACUCCCACAGACCACACUGCUACAUCGGCGAAAAUUAAAAGAACUGCAAAACAACAAUUUUCCCCAUUUAAAUCUCUGCUUUUGCUUUUAAGUGGUAACAAAGUGAGCUUUCAUCAUAUCGCAAAGCUGUUAAAAGAAAGAAAUGCUUCAGUACAAAAUCUUUUAUUUUGAUGUGUUAUACGAGUUAUGCAUAAACAGUUAUACUUUUUUUAAAGCAAUUCCCAAAUGAGAAACUCAUAAUGUGUUAUGUCUCAUAGUGAGUUAAUUUGAGUGAGGUUUUAUGUUAGUAAGAGGACAAACAUUAAAAACAGCUUCAAGAGCCUGUCAUCAGUUGAAAAUCAUGUUUAGAAGCCAUUCCCAUAAAGUUGGAACAAGUCACGACGUACCGAGCUGAUAAAACACUGUUAAGCGUAUUUGUUGAGCUGCUGAAGAGGGUCUCAGCUCCCAAGCAGAGCAUUCUGUUUAAACCAAGAGCUUGAUACUUGCAAAUGUUAAAUAUGCAAAGAAUUAGACAUCAAUUAUCUUCAUUUGUUUCGGUUGAAACAGAGUACAUAUGCUGGUAGUCAGAAUAAAAGUCCAUAAAGUUAACCAUUACUUCUACACGUGACAAGGAAAACAAAAUCCAGGUGUGACUGUAAUAUUGGAUGUGCACAGGAGUAUCCCAACUAUCCAGGAAGUUGCUCACUCCAUUAAAAUAACCAGGAGUCCUGAAUAUUAUGUUGUCUUUGCCAGCAGUCAAACAGCAGCACUAUUAAAAUGGAUGCUGCGCUCAGAGCCAAACAGUAUAAAGGAGAAAGCAAUUUCCAAAUCCUAGUUUUAUUAUAUUGCCACCUGUCUCACAUCUCUAAACUUAUUGCCUUUUGUUGGCACCAGCACCGUCGGCAAUGACCUUCAACAAUCCUAAGCUCAUGAAUGCAGCAUGGCAGCGCUGCAGAUGCUCCCAGUCGAGAUUCUUUUCUUUCUGUUUUUUGACCAACUUCACUCUCUGUUCUCGCUCUCCUUGUGUUCAGGCUCGGCUCCGUCUUUCAUCAUCUCUUCAUUCCCUGGCGGAGCUGGCGGGUAGGUGCAGGUGUAGAUAAUUAGUGUUUGAUUACAAAGCUUCAAUUCAAGAUGACUGACGCAACCAUCACUGACUCCAAGUUUCUCAGAGAAUAAAGGCUUUUCGAGGUGAUUUUUGUAGUUUGUAAAUGUUUCUUUCCCUCUGAUGUUUUUCUUUCUCUCCGUUUUAGUUAAAGUCUCAUUAACUGUUGGAAGGAUGAUCUUGGAUUUUUGUGCAGACAUUCAUGUUGCCCUCAGGAUGAACUGGAACCUUUUAAGGUUCUUCUGUUUUUCCUCUGGUAUCAUCAUUCAGUCAAAAACCUUUUUAGUGCUUUGGUUUAUGCCCGAAUACCUACAAAACUGAAUGCCAGCUGUGAUUAUGCUUAUUUAAUAUUAAUUGGUAAAUUCUGGCAUGAUAACUAAACUGCUCAUUACUCAUUACUAAACUCCCAUUUAACAGAUAUUCAGUGGCUCACUUAAGAGUAAGCAGUAAAUUGAAAUUUUGCCAUGCCUGUAUCACAUCAUUAUGCUAGCAUGCUGAUGCCAGCCUUUAUUGUCAAGGUAGAGUACUUGGGAAAAGUCUUGAGCCGCCCCUCAUUUCUUUAUAUUUUGCUUACUGUCAGCUUGCAGGUUUUCAUAAAGUGGUCCUGAGUAGUUCUCCAGGCUUUCUGAAGGUCUUUCUAUGAUUUUCUCUUGACAUUGACUACAUUUUCACUCAUUUUCAGUCCAGUUCGUAACCAUUUUGAAAGGAAUGUUUUUUUGUUUGUUUGUUUGUUAAUUCACUCAUCACUGACCUAUGAGUCAUUCAAACAUAACAAGGCACCUAACUCAAAGGAUGAAUCAGUGUUGUGUCUACACAGACAACUUAGCAAGAAUCAAUUUUUAAUUGUAACUUUAGGCAUUUUGUUACUUGCAAAAACACAUCAAUUUACAAUUUCUUUAGUUGAAUUGAAAAGUGGGAAAGAGAAAACAUUUGGACAGGAAUAAAAUAGCACUCUUGUGUCAACAAGGUGAUUCCCAAAGAGCUAUAAGACAUAAACUUAGUAUCUCAGAAUGGCAUGCUGUGUGUUCUUACAAAGUGUGAAGAAACUGGACAAUCAGAAGACAAAAGAAGACAUGACAGGCCUAAAAAACUAUCUGCACCAGAUUAACUGUAUGUAAAAGUCAAGUUCAGUGUAUCUCCACCUACUGUUCACUGAAGCCUCAUCAGAAAUAUUCUGAUGAGGAAACCAAUCUUACGGAAGGAAAACUGAAAAAAAAGGCUGAGGAAUGACAAAUAACACAAGAACUGGACUGAAAAUCAGUGGCAAAAGAUCUUAUAGAUCGCUGAAUUCAAAUUUGAAAGGUUAUCAUCAGAAGUGGUCAGGAGAGAGGUACAAGAGUGAGUCUCUACAAAUACACAGUGGAGGCUCUGUCAUGGUUUGGGGCUGUAUUUCAGCCAGUGGUGUUGGGGAUCUUUUCAAAACUGAUGGAAUUAUGAACGCAGAAAAAUACCAUAAGAUUUUGAUCCACCAUGAGGAAAAGAUCUGAUUGGCAAAGGCUUCAUUUUUCACCAUGACAAUGAUCCCAAACACACUGCCAAUGCAAUAAUAGCAAAGCCGGACACAAAAACACGCAAUUGGUCAUUAUCGGUCGUGGAGCUCAACGUUUUUGAAGCAGGGUGGGAUCGUCUUGACAAAAAUUCGAACAAAAGGCAGCGAACAUCCAAAGAAGAGCUUUGAAUGUCCUUCAAGAAGCCUGGAGAACUAUUCCUGAAGACUACUUAAAGAAAUUAUAGGAAAGCUUGCUUAGAAGAGUCCAGACUGUGUUAAAGAAUAAAGGUGGUCAUAACUGUAAUACCUGUUUUUGCCUUCUAUACUAUAUUUCUGUAUGUUUGCAUGUUUCAGUAGAUUGAAUCUAUAGAUAGAUUUUCCGAACAAAAUAUAAAGAAAAGACUGGUGGCUCAAGACUUUGCAUCAUAUCUUUUAGGUUUUAGAGAACAGACCGGGAUCCUCAUUAGGGAUCCUCAUAGUGCUGACUACUGCAGAUUCUAAAUUUGGCUGUAAGGUCAGGAUUUUACUCGCUCGCAAACAUAGACAUGAACAGCUGAGGACAACAUGGAUGACUAGUUUCCAUCUCCCUUUAAGUUUGGUGCCUGUGCCCAUCCUAGGCUGUAUAUAUCUAUCGACUGUGUCCUCACCUAAUUGUUGUGGAGUCCACAUUUUGCUACAGAAACAUUAGCAUUUUGGGCCAUGUUGGUUUUUGUAGACAGAAGUGAUCGUACGUGGAAGACAGCAUGAAAUGCAAAGAUCUCAGCUAAGGCUAUCAAGCCUGGUUAGCAGGAUGGAUACACUCACUGACCAAAACUGAAACCGAAACACCUUGAACAACAAGCCAUAUUAUUUCUCUGAUAAUUCCACAGAAAUGCUCCUGAGGUGCAGUUCAGUGACUCAAAUUAGCAGAGUUGAGAUGAGCUCCCAGCUGCAGGGACACCUGUUAACCACAACAGCCAUGCCCAUCAUCUUAAGCCUUAAUAAACUCCAAAUGGGUGAGUUUUAAAAAAGACCCCCAGCGCAGUAGUUAUAAAGGGGAAAGUUAGCUUUAGCGACCAAAAGUGUUUUUGUAUCAAUCAUAGACUCAUUCAGGUCCAGAGGUUGCUGAACGGCUCAGUCACAUCCAUUCGCUCACAACAAACUUUGGCAGGCCUGUGGACGCCCACAUUUAGCCUCACGUCCCCCAUUUAAUGACUCUCUCGGACCCUCUCGCACUUGCUGAUGCGGAAACUAGAACACUGCCAUGAGUCCUGUUAUCAGCUUGGUGUUGUGAAGCAUAUGAGUCAUUCCUGGACUCCUAUCUUUGAGAUGUUUAUUCUUGGUUGUGCAUCCCCAAAUUUAUCAUUGUCACCAGCAGCCUUCCCUCCUCUGUUUACUUUCUAAAUAACUUAAAGCUUUAUUGGCUGAAAGGGUCACAUCUGUUUGCCAAAGGAUUAGUAAGAUAUUCUUCUGAGCCUGAUGAUAUUGUUUGUCCUUGUCAUACUCUCCUCCACCAUUUCUUAUUCUUAAGCACCAGUUUUCCUUGAUGGAUAUGGCUUUCUUCAGAUGAGCAUCAAUGAGUCACUCUAUUGGAAAGGUGCCUGCUUUGCAGAAGUUUUUAUGAUAUUAGAUUAAGUGUACAGUUAUUUUACCUCUUAGAGGACUUUAAAUGUGUGUGCGCGGAUUAAAAUCAGGCAGUCGUCGUCAUAAUCUCAUCCUAGAGGAUCUGCAGUUGACGUUUCAUUUUGCUGACUCAUGUUCUGACAGCUGAGUAAGCCCCGAACCCCUCCGGGUCACCUUUGUCAUUUGUCCAGUCACUUUCCUGCACAGACAGACCUCGCCUCCCCUUACUCGCCCUUUCGAUUGUUUUAAGCAUCUGGUGAGAACCAAUGUGACUUCUCCCAAUCAGGGUUUAAGUAAGCAUUAUUCGAAUAGUAACAAAUGGAUAUGAAAAACGAUAAUGAGUAAUAAUAUCUUUUAUUUCUUUCUGUUCACAUUUGACUGUUGGUCAGUGUGUAUGUAUGUGUGUGCUUGGUGUUCUUGUGUUGGGGUUUAUUUCUUUCCGAAACCGUGAGAAGAAAAAGCUUUCUGUUUUUGAAAAACUUUAUGUAAAUAUUGUUGGUGAAAAAUUAACAUUUGUUGUACGCCGAGUUUUCAUUUGUCACUCGAAAUGAUGACGAAAACAACGAUAUUCAUGAAUAACAGUGGUGAUGUUGACGAUACUGAAGCUGAUUAUACCUGCCCUUCUUGAACAAGGGCUUUUGAUGUCUGCUGUAUUUUUGUUGGAGGUGUCGUGCGGUCAGGGCAAGAGAAACAAAGGGAAGGAGUGAUACCCAACACAUCCCGGAUCCGCCGUAGCAACACUGCCACAUACCCUUUACCCUCCCCCACACCUCCAGGAAAUUGUGCGAUAUGUGGCGCUAAUCGUAGCCUGUGUUUCUCAUGCCAUAAAGCUUUGUUGCAUUUGUGUUGCAAACACCAAAACCAGCAGCGCCCUGCUUUUCAAGUGGGCUGCACGCCUCCCUGUGGAGCCACUCUGUCCUGGUUUGCUUGGCACCCUGUCUGCUUACAGGCUUGGGGAUUUACUGUAAUGCCAUUGUGUUAGGCAGGAUUGGCCCUGUACUGACACCGAUGAUGCCUUCUUCAUUGAAUUUGCAGUCAUUAUUUUCUCUGUUGGAGGCCAUGCAUGGGGACGGGCAUGUAUGGAGGACAGAGUGUAUUCCUAGUAGAAGGACAUAAACCAUCCAUCUGACCCCAUAAAGACAAUUUUCAUGCUUGUGAGUCAGCCUCUUAUUCGGGGGUUAGACUCAUGGUUAAGCACAAGUGACUGACAUGAACUUGCCACAUUAUAGGCUCAUCUUGUGCUUUUCCUUUUCUUUCUUUCUUUCUUUUUUAAAAAAGAACUCACAAUCUUGAGGAAGAAAAUCCCAGGAUUAGCACAAGAAAUAAGCUAUAUAGGCUAUAAAGGUUUGCCAUAUGGCAAUAAUUAUUUUUAAUCAUUAAAAAAACAAUUUAAAAAAUAGGACAGACUUUUUUCCAAAUGUCCAAAAUGUGCCCUGUGCCUUCUUGACAGACAUAUUCAGCCCACUGCUUUAUCAAAUAAAUACAUAAAUAACUGCACAGGGCUGUAGUCCAGUUAUUUUCACUGCAGGUGUCAGUACACCCACUUCCCUAUUUUUCAUAUGUCAUUGCCUUAUGUAUCUGGCUGGGCCUGUCUACAGUGCUGCGAUGGAGCUUAUCAGUUUCACAUUACUUUUAGGACCGUCUCUGCCAACAGACAUGAUAUGGUACAGCAGAUACUCCCAGCAGCCUUCUGCAGGAAGGACAGUGGAUACAGUCUUGCCUUCAUUUGUAAUACCAUCCUGUAGAGGGAGUCCCACAGAGUCAGAAAGUCCACAGACACACUAAAAAUAAAUUUCCCCUAAACCCAGAUCCGUCAGAGUGCGCGUCUCUUACUUUCCUCGCUGGUUGUAAAUAGACUUGAUGCAGUUAGAGCAGCCUCUAACUCCUGCCAUAAUGUGGACAUUUUUAAUCAGGUAGGUAAUAAGCAAUAUACUUAACCGAUCUAAUGCCAUACUCCGAAAUGUUACUGACAAAGUGUGAUGGUGACUUCUUUGCGUUGAGGGAUGUCGAGGGUAACACUCCUGUUUCUUCACCUCCUUUUCUCGACUCGCCGUGGCCCAACUCUUCAACAAAGAGUGCUCUAACUUAAAACACACAGUUGUGAUGUGUACAAUCUAAUUUAAUGUAUUUAUUUAUGUAUUUUUGCCAACUUUGUAAAGUGUAUAAAUAUCUAUAAAUAUAUGAAAAAUGACAGUACUGUAUAGAUUUUAGCUGCCUGGUAAGGUUAAUAGUAUAUACUUGGUAGACUAAAAGAAAAAGCGUAGAGCUGUUCAAAAGCCAGUUAUUGAGAAAAAUGCUUUCCGUAAAACCCAGUGCCACUGGCUCUUUUUAUAUUCUAAGUUUCGUUUCUGGUUUAUUUUUUUAUUCUAGCCAGUCGGAUCCAAAGUGUGUGUUCUUCUUUCCGUCCGUUUGUUUGUUAAUCGGUUAUUUUGUUGUUUCAUUUCUUUUCUUGACAAAGACACAGCGAGGUUCUGGCAGCCAGGAGAGUGCGGUGGAACGCAGACUGGGACCCUGUGCAGUAGUGUGUAUGUGUGUGCGUGUAUGUUAGGUGUGUGUCCGUCCAUGGUAGUGCUAGUGCUCUCUGUGCAGUGCCUCCCUCCUCCCUCCUCUCUCUGAUGUAGUUUGUCAUGUGAUGCAGUGUGCAUUAAGGUGCAGGAUGACUGUGUUUUCUGAAGCUGGCAGCUGCCCCGUCUCUUCCCCCCACCCCCCCACCCCCCACCACCACCAAUGUGUGUCUCCUCCUCAUGUCCACUCUUGUUGUUUUUUUUCUACCGCGCUUCGUUUCAGUCCUCCGCUAAGUAUAGAUUUCCAUUCUCGCUGCUCAAUUGUUCAUUUGCUCUCCCAUUCAGCUGGUAAUGUGCACACCACCGGAGUCUAAUUUCACAGUAAUCCAUGCUUCCCGAUCUAUCUGUGAUCCUUUGACCAUUAGCAUCUCUCAUUCAUCACCCUCCACAUUUCUGAAGAACACCUUGUUUUUCUACAGAGCUCUGUGGACCAGAGAAUGAUUUAGCACAAAAAAGAGGGCAUGCUUAUAACUUACCCCAAAUCUCUUACCCAUCAUGCUUCUUUUUCUUUACCCUCCUGAUGCAAAGUGUGAGGAGAUGGGUCGCUGUCAGCUCAGCAUGCAGAAUCACAAAGCAGCCAUAUUCAAAGUCAAGCACAGACUUAAAUCUAUGUUUUGGUGGCUUCACUGCUGCCCGUUUGUAGCAAGAGCAGGAGAAUAGCCUUAAAGAUUGGACCAACUGCACGAAAAAGUAGUGGGAUAUGUGCAUUCGUAGUGGACUAUUACCUCCCCUUUCCCACACCAGAUUUAUUACUCAGUAUUCCAAUGUGUUGCUUGGUUGCUCUGUACAUAUCUGUGUAGUACUUCUGUUGAUGUCCCUGUGUUAGUAUAGUAAUGGGUUCUUACUGGGCGGCCUCCGCAGACGUCCUCUCCCUCCUGCCCUCGUCUCAUUUUCUCAGAAACUUCAAAACAUUCCAUCUGAAUCUGUACUGAACAACAAUUUAAAGCUGAUUAGAUUCCACAUAUACUCGCAGUAAAACAGCAGGAGGACUGAACCACAGACGUUUCCACGGCGAGCCAUGAUAAUAACCAAGACGCCUUGCUUCGUGUCCCUCUGAGAAGUACACACCCACAGCUUGCAGCACACUCAGCGUAAACGACCUUCACACGCCCCUUUGCUCCUCCUAAUCCACCUCCACGCUGACCUCACCCAGUUUUGAGAGGUCAAUGGGUCGUCUGUGUUUGUGAGGAGCCUCUGACCUCCUGAGGGUGGAGUAAAGGAGAAGGUGGGAGAGCCCUGGGAGGCAGCAGAAAGGCGUGUGGACGUGGUCACAUCCUGGGUCAGGAGGGAAGGAAGCCAGGGCGUCUCAAGGUCAAGCCCAGUAGCACUUUGGUUUUGCGUUCCAUGUUUUUUAGCCUCUCCUGUUUUUUGGCCGAGCGGACUGUGAUCUUACUGGUUGAUUUUCUCGUUCUCCUCCACCCAUCAGUGUUAUAAAGUGUGUUGGGUGGAUGGAGCCUUGGAGCUGAGCUCUGAUUUUGUUCCAUAUUAAAGAAUCAUUUUUACUACACCUGU
Messenger RNA from Oreochromis niloticus (Nile tilapia), 15626 nucleotides. RefSeq names its product synaptotagmin VIIa (gene syt7a). Gene Ontology annotation, biological process: vesicle fusion; calcium ion-regulated exocytosis of neurotransmitter. The record is from RefSeq and is a predicted model, not a curated record. The transcript has 8 exons. Gene Ontology annotation, molecular function: clathrin binding; calcium ion binding; calcium-dependent phospholipid binding. NCBI's taxonomy places the organism in Eukaryota, Metazoa, Chordata, Actinopteri, Cichliformes, Cichlidae. Gene Ontology annotation, cellular component: axon; plasma membrane; synaptic vesicle. Bases 1443 to 3719 code for a protein of 758 amino acids.